AUGCCCGCCCCGGCUUGCUGGACCUGCCGCUUACGGCGCAAGAAGUGUGACAGGACACGACCCGCGUGCAGAGGCUGCGCCCACCUCUCCAUCGACUGCCACUACAGUUCUGAACGUCCGCAUUGGAUGGAUGGAGGGCAUAAGCAAAAGCAAAGGGCCAGAUUCGUCAAGGCUCAGGUCAUCCAGGGUGCCACAUCUCGGCGUGGCAAAGGCUUCGCCGUCCAGGUGCAGCCUCUUCAACAGGAAGAGGCCCCAUCGGAAGGCUUUCCCUCCUCCCUUGGUAAACACGGCGGUACCACCACAUCUGCUAGAGCGGCUCAUCCAACUAGCCAAAAGGAAACGGAUGACUUCCUGACAUCCCUGUACCUCGACACCGUAUUUCCCCACCUCUUUCCCCUCUACCGCCCAGCGACUUCGGCUGGUGGCCGCGCCUGGCUGCUCAAAGCUAUCCUAGGGCAGCCUGCAAUCUAUCACACUGUCAUCAGCAUCAGUACAUACUACUUCACCCUCCUCCUCGCGCGAGAUGCAAGCCAGACUCUACGCACUCCCUGCGAGCAACAAGUCUGGGAUACUCUGGCAUUGCAUAUGGACUGUUCCCUCAAAAUUAUCCAGGGCGAAAUGACAGCAUUUAAUAAAGGUACAUGGGGGAAGGAGGAGGCUCUCAAACGGGCUCGCUUACUGGGCGCCAUCGUCCAGCAGUUAAUCUUUUACACGGCCAUGGCGCAGGGCGCUGCUUGGAAAUUGCACCUCACAGCAGCUUUGAGCCUGCUUCGUGAAAUCAUCGAAACACACCGCGGAGACGAUGGGUUCUUCGAUCUUGACGAGUUUCUGCAAACCAUGGCGCCCAAGAGAUCGAUAUUUGAUGGCUUAUCUCUUGCUCUCACGCCUUGGUCCGAGGAACAGAAUGCCUUUCGGUUCUUCACAGCCUUUUUGGUAUAUGCAGACGUGAUAUCAGGUGUCAUGAGUGGAACUCCGCCGAAACUCCAACCAUACCUCGGGAUGCUAUUGAAUGAUGGCGUAACGGCUUUGAAGAUGGAGGAGUUCAUCGGGUGUCCGGGAUGGAUAUUGGCCGCUCUUGGCCAGAUCUCGGCGAUAGAGGCGUCACAAAUUGCCAGGGGACGCAGUGCCAUCCACAAAAGAGGAGAAGAAGACAGAGGGAAACUCGCAGAACUCAAGAUACAGCUCCAAGUUGGCCUGACGAACACGAAAGUAGACUUGCAGACAGACCUGGCGGCCCAUCAGGCUGCACAGGCAUGGAUACAUGGAGCAACACUAUACCUUCGUAUUGUCGAACAAGGGCGUCGACCCUCGCAUACAGAAACAAAAGAUCAUGUGCAGUUCAUUACAAGUCUGAUUGGAUCACCUGCAUCCCAGGUCUCCCUGCGCAGCAUCAUGUGGCCAGUCUUUAUGGCUGGUCUGCUAGCUGGGCAAGAGGAUGAGAUCAUCUUUACCGAGGCUGUCUCGGAUUUGGGCGCUCUUAAGGCAUUUGGAUCUGCGAAACAAGCUCUAAGUCUGUUGGAGCGGGCUUGGCUUGCGCGUAAUGACACUCCACAGGAUACUGCACAGGACUUCUGGCAGCUCUCGGAUUGUUUCGGCGGCAAGGACACGCAUGGCGUGACGAAGCUGACAGAACCCACAGAGACUGCCGUUCCUUAUGCUGCUUUCAAAGAAGCAGGGUUUAAAGUCCAAUUUGCCACCGAGGCUGGAAAGACCCCGCAAUGUGAUAAGAGGAUGAUGGAAGGCGUCACUGGGAAACUUCUGGGUGCAAAAGCUGCUGUGGUGGAACAAUGCAAAUCCAUGCUCGAGUCAGACGAGGCUCGCCAUCCGCUGUCAUGGACUGCGCCUGGUUUCUCGCUCGACGAGUAUAACCUCGUCCUCUUCCCUGGAGGACACGACAAGGCUGUGCGACAAAUCAUCGACUCCAAGGAAGUGCACAAGCUCAUCCUUGACUACUUCCCCAAGACGAAGAAGCCGAGCAACAAGGCCGUAGGAGCGAUCUGCCAUGGCGUCAUGGUGCUGUCGUCUGCCAAGGGUGGUGAUGGUAAGAGCGUGAUCCACGAGUGCACCACGACUACACUGCCUGGCUUCUUUGAGAGUUUUGUAUACUGGGCUACUAGGGCGUUUCUUGGUGAUUACUAUAAGACAUAUGGGGCUGGUAGUGAGAACACAGAAGAUUCUAUCCGCCACAGCCUCGCUGAUGAUAGCAAGCAGUUCAAGGGAAGCAAUAGUUUUGCUCCCUUUGUUGUCAAGGAUGAGGAGUAUAACUAUGUCUCUGCAAGAUGGCCCGGCGAUGCAGAUCUGUUUGCCAGAACCUUGAUAGAUCUUGUGCGAGAGUCGCAGUAG
Fusarium tjaetaba is the source of this 2343-nucleotide messenger RNA. Its product is annotated as C6 zink-finger PRO1A. Lineage: Eukaryota; Fungi; Ascomycota; Sordariomycetes; Hypocreales; Nectriaceae. The record is from RefSeq and is a predicted model, not a curated record. The transcript is spliced from 5 exons. Gene Ontology annotation, molecular function: zinc ion binding; DNA-binding transcription factor activity, RNA polymerase II-specific. The coding region runs from base 1 to 2343 and encodes 780 amino acids. Gene Ontology annotation, biological process: regulation of DNA-templated transcription.